Globicephala melas (long-finned pilot whale) is the source of this 7328-nucleotide messenger RNA. RefSeq names its product myotubularin related protein 4 (gene MTMR4). Gene Ontology annotation, molecular function: phosphatidylinositol-3-phosphate phosphatase activity; protein phosphatase binding; phosphatidylinositol-3,5-bisphosphate 3-phosphatase activity. The record is from RefSeq and is a predicted model, not a curated record. Gene Ontology annotation, biological process: regulation of autophagy; phosphatidylinositol dephosphorylation. NCBI's taxonomy places the organism in Eukaryota, Metazoa, Chordata, Mammalia, Artiodactyla, Delphinidae. Gene Ontology annotation, cellular component: membrane; cytoplasm.
UGUUAUAAUGAUCCCAUAAAAUUUCCACUAACUGUAACUGCCCUUCUUUCACCCCAAGUUCAGGGAACCCCUUAAGCCCUGAGAGCUGGGAGGAAGCAGUGAGAUGAGAAGGGAGUGGGGAGCUACAAGCCUGGGUCCAGACCAGGUCCUUGCUCUGGCUGUAUCUCUUUAUUUCUUUCACAUGUCCCCUGUGCUUAGGGACAGGUCAAGGCAUUCAGUUGGUGAGAGGACUCGCUCUUUUCCUCCACAGACACAUGGGUGUGUGGGGUGUGCAGUAUUGUUCUGGUCUCUUCUCAGAAAGCCUGCUGGUCCUGACCCCCACCAACUGAUAGCCCCUUUCCUUUUUCUCUUCUGUGAUGCAAUGAAAAGUCAGCCUGGUCUAAUUUUGAAUUCUAGCACCACCACUUAAGUACUUCAGGUGAAUUGCAUACUUUCUCUGUAAGCCUGAAGUCUAAUUUCUUUGGGAGUUGAAUGGUUUUAGUGAGAUAAUGUUUGAAACAUGUCCGGCUCAUAGUAGGCGCUUAAUAAAAUGUCAGGUUUUUCUCCUAUUCCUCCCUCCCCCCCCCAAGACCAAAACCGAAACAAAAGCCCUGGUUUCUGAAAGUUACCAGGGACAGGGAGUGUGGGGUUCCAAACGGUUCCUUCUGUGACUCUUGGUGACAUUUUGAGCCUCUUAUCACUGCCCCUUAUUCUCUGGCCCUCUACCCAACUCCCUCCCUCCUCCAUGAGUUUUGUUUUUGCAUAGCUUCUGUGGUCCAUAGUUCCAGCACUUCUCUUUCCAAGCCUAAGAAAUUCUUUCUCCAGGAAGGACUUUCUUACCCAGAAGACACAGGAUGUGAAACAAGGGGAGAGGAGGAGCUGAAGAAGUAGGGCUGGGCAGGGACCUUGGAAUAAAAAACCCAGAGAAUUUCCCUCUCAGGAGUGUGUAAUGACCAAACUGGCACUAGACCAGUGUCCAUUCUAAGGGGCAAAAAGGGAGUGGGAUUAGUGAGGUCAGGGGAUUGGAGGACACUGAUGGACUGGGGAAUGGUGAGUGGUGGUUUUGGAGGGAAAGGAGGAAGCCUAGAAACUGGAAAGGGCCUCGGGUGGAGGGAGGUGAGCCUCAUCCUGGGAAUCCGAGCAGGCACUGGGGGGACUCAAAGAGGAGGGGAGGGCGUGGGGACAGACGUCUGAAACAGUGGUGUGGGGUGGCUCACGUGGGAAGAUGGGAAAUGAAAAGAUGUAGGCGGUCCUGCCGCCCCCUCCCACGCCGUGGGGGGGGCGGGGCAGUCCCGCAGCCCAGACUCCUGGGAGCCCCUAGGAGCCCGCCGAGGACGCGCUCCCACGCCGCGGAGGGGUGGUGGGGAGGGAGGAGUAGGGGGCUGUGGGCGGGGCCCGGGGACCCGCCCCGCCCCCGCCUUCCCGGCGCGGCAAGGUCGGGGAGCUCCCCUCGCCUGGGCGGAGCUGGGCUCGCUCCAUUGUGGAGAGGAGGGGAGAGGCGCGCGCCGAGCAUCGCCGCCCGCGCUCGCCUCCUGGCCGCAGCGGCUGCACCUGGCCGGCCCCGCAGCCGGGAUGCGGCGGACGCCCGAGACUGGCGGGCAGCGCAGCGGCUCCGGGGACAUGUGCGCUGGCCCAGACCGCCCGCGACCAUGAGCCUGACCGCCCGCGUCUCCUGCUCCAUGCUCAGCUGCUUCGGUGAGGAGGGGCCCCCCAGCCUGGAGUACAUCCAAGCCAAGGAUCUGUUCCCCCCCAAGGAACUAGUGAAAGAGGAGGAGAAUCUGCAGGUGCCCUUCACAGUGCUGCAGGGUGAGGGAGUGGAGUUCCUGGGCCGCGCAGCCGAUGCCCUCAUUGCCAUCUCCAACUACCGGCUGCAUAUCAAGUUCAAGGAUUCUGUUAUCAACGUCCCCCUCCGGAUGAUUGACAGCGUGGAGAGCCGUGAUAUGUUCCAGUUGCACAUCGCCUGCAAGGACUCCAAAGUGGUGAGGUGCCACUUCUCCACUUUCAAGCAGUGCCAAGAGUGGCUCUCGCGGCUAAGUCGGGCCACGGCGAGACCCGCGAAGCCUGAGGACCUGUUUGCCUUUGCCUACCAUGCCUGGUGCCUGGGGCUGACUGAGGAGGACCAGCACACCCACCUGUGUCAGCCAGGAGAGCACAUACGAUGUCGGCAGGAGGCCGAGCUUGCGAGGAUGGGCUUUGACCUGCAGAACGUCUGGAGAGUCUCGCAUAUCAACAGCAACUACAAAUUGUGCCCCAGUUACCCCCAGAAGCUGCUGGUUCCCGUGUGGAUCACAGAUAAAGAGCUGCAGAAUGUGGCUUCCUUCCGCUCCUGGAAGCGGGUCCCUGUGGUUGUGUAUAGACACCUACGCAACGGGGCUGCCAUCGCCCGCUGCAGCCAGCCCGAGAUCAGCUGGUGGGGCUGGCGCAAUGCCGAUGAUGAGUACUUAGUCACGUCCAUUGCUAAAGCCUGUGCCCUGGACCCAGGGACAAGGACCACUGGGGGCUCUGUCAGCACCGGGAAUAGUGAUGCCGGCGAGGCAUGUGAUGCUGACUUCGAUUCCUCCCUGACUGCAUGCUCCGGAGUGGAGAGCACAGCUGCCCCCCAGAAGCUGCUGAUUCUGGACGCCCGAUCCUACACGGCGGCGGUGGCCAACCGGGCCAAGGGUGGAGGUUGUGAAUGUGAAGAGUACUACCCCAACUGUGAGGUCGUGUUCAUGGGAAUGGCCAACAUCCAUGCCAUCCGGAACAGCUUCCAGUACCUCCGUGCUGUGUGUAGCCAGAUGCCCGAUCCCAGCAACUGGUUGUCGGCUCUGGAGAGCACCAAAUGGCUGCAGCACCUGUCGGUGAUGCUGAAGGCAGCUGUGCUCGUGGCUAAUACAGUAGACCGGGAGGGCCGGCCUGUGCUGGUGCACUGCUCAGAUGGCUGGGACCGGACGCCGCAGAUCGUAGCCCUGGCCAAAAUACUACUGGACCCGUAUUACAGGACGUUGGAGGGUUUCCAAGUGUUAGUAGAAUCUGACUGGCUGGAUUUUGGGCACAAGUUUGGAGACCGCUGCGGCCACCAGGAGAACGCAGAGGACCAGAACGAGCAGUGCCCUGUGUUCCUCCAGUGGCUCGAUUCUGUUCACCAGUUGCUCAAGCAGUUUCCCUGCCUGUUUGAGUUUAAUGAAGCGUUCCUGGUAAAGCUGGUGCAGCACACGUACUCCUGUCUCUACGGCACGUUCCUGGCCAACAACCCCUGUGAGCGAGAGAAGCGCAACAUCUACAAGCGAACCUGCUCCGUGUGGGCCCUUCUGCGAGCUGGCAAUAAGAACUUCCACAACUUCCUCUACACAUCAGGCUCAGAAAUGGUCCUGCACCCCGUGUGUCACGUCCGGGCGCUGCACCUCUGGACAGCUGUUUACUUGCCAGCGUCAUCUCCAUGCACACUCGGGGAGGAGAGCAUGGACCUCUACCUUUCCCCGGUGGCUCAGAGCCAGGAGUUCUCUGGCCGCUCUCUGGACAGAUUACCUAAAACGAGAUCUGUGGAUGAUCUUCUUUCUGCCUGUGACACAAGCAGCCCCCUGACGCGCACGUCCAGUGACCCCAACCUGAAUAACCGCUGUCAGGAGGCCAGAGCAGGCCUGGAGCCCUGGCAUGGCAAUCCUGAGGGGUCAGAGGCAACCUUCGUGGAAUCUGGGCUAGGAGGUCUUCAGCAGACUGUAGGAGAAACGGCUCUUCCUCCGUCUCUGCCCAGCAGCCAGAAAGACUACUUGAGCAGUAAACCUUUCAAGAGUCACAGAAGCUCUUCUCCAAGUUACAGGCUGCUUAAUGCUGCAGUGCCCCAGGAAACGAAGAGCAGCACCUCUGAUCCUGAGUUCAAAGUCCUAGAAGAGACUAAGGCACCAGCUCCAGACCCUCCUGCCCAGGAUGAGCUGGGUAGGACUUUAGAUGGCACAGAGGAGCCACCUGAACAUUGUCCUGAAAAAGCAGCUGUCCGAGCACUCUCUAAAGUUGUUUCCAACAAGCGUGAUGGAACUUGUGAUUUUCCUGAGUCUUCCCAGGACUCCCUCACAGGUGCCCCCGAGCAGGCCCAGCUAGACUCUGUGCUAGGUGUGCCCUCCAGAGGUGCUGCAACUCACGGUCUGGGCACCCUUUGCAACCCACUGAGUGCUACCUGCCAAAUUCCUCCAGACCCAAGCACCGACUUUCUCAACCAAGACCCCCCAGGGUCUGUGGCAAGUGUCUCCCACCAGGAACAGCCCGGUUCUGUGCCAGAUCUGAUUCAGGGGGAAGAAGACAUGGGCAAAAGAGGGAAUAAUAGGAAUGGGCAGUUAUUGGAAAACCCUCGCUUUGGAAAGGUGCCAUUGGAACUGGCCCGAAAGCCAAUUUCUCAGAGCCAGAUCAGUGAGUUCUCUUUCUUAGGGUCCAACUGGGACAGCUUCCAAGGGAUGGUGACUUCAUUCCCGAGUGGGGAGACCACCCCUCGGCGGCUGCUUUCCUACGGCUGUUGUAGCAAGAGGUCGAGCAGUAAGCAGAUGCGGGCAACAGGGUCUUGCUUCGGGGGACAGUGGGCUCAGAGAGAAGGGGUGAGGUCACCGGUCUGUUCUACUCAUUCCAAUGGACACUGUACUGGUCCAGGAGGAAAAAACAACCAGAUGUGGUUGUCUGGUCACCCAAAGCAGGUCUCCAGCACGAAGCCUGUUCCCCUAAGCUGCCCUUCUCCAGUGCCUCCUCUCUACCUGGAUGACGAUGGACUCCCCUUUCCCACGGAUGUGAUCCAGCAUAGAUUACGGCAGAUUGAAGCGGGGUACAAGCAAGAGGUGGAACAGCUACGUCGACAGGUGCGUGAGCUUCAGAUGAGGCUGGAUAUCCGCCACUGCUGCGCCCCUCCAGCAGAGCCCCCCAUGGACUACGAGGAUGAUUUUACGUGUUUGAAGGAGUCAGAUGGCAGUGAUACAGAAGAUUUUGGUUCUGAUCACAGUGAAGACUGCCUUUCAGAAGCAAGCUGGGAACCUGUUGAUAAGAAAGAGACUGAGGUGACUCGCUGGGUUCCAGACCAUAUGGCAUCACAUUGCUAUAAUUGUGACUGUGAAUUCUGGUUGGCCAAACGCAGACACCAUUGCAGAAAUUGUGGGAAUGUAUUUUGUGCUGGCUGCUGCCACCUGAAGUUGCCCAUUCCUGAUCAACAACUCUAUGAUCCAGUUCUCGUCUGUAACUCAUGUUACGAACAUAUCCAAGUAUCUCGGGCCAGGGAACUCAUGAGCCAACAUCUGAAGAAACCCAUUGCUACAGCUUCCAGUUGAAUGCCAGAGGAGAAGACCUGUCCAGUUUUAGCAGGUUUGAAGGGAGGAUCUGCUUCAGGUGUAGUUUUGAAGGUUCCUUGGUGUGGCUCAUGAAAUCACAGAGCUCAAAGAUACAGUCUUGAGAAAUCCUCCUUGGUACCAUGAGACUGGAGCAGAGGAAUUCCAAUUUGGCAGGAGGUCCUCUACUGGUGAGACCCUUACCUUGGGGUAAUGGUCCUGAUCCAGACCCAGAGUCUGGAAGCUUAACGUUGAGUUGGUGGCUCCAGUUUCUUUCUCCUGGGGUCACAAGAUGAUGAUUUCAUAGAUACUGCCUGGUGAUGUGUGCCCCAAACAGCAAUAGAAAGGCAUAUGUAUAACCAAACUCCAAAUGAUAACCAGAUCCAUCUCUCCUCCACCUUGAAAAAGGCAGAUUAUAGUAUAUAAGAUAGGAAUUCCUAUCCUAUUUGAAAUGAACUAUACCCUGUACCUCUGUGCUCUGUGUCUGUGCAUGAAGGCUCAGUCCUUAGAGGCACUCCCUCUAGUUGCAUUAGCUCUGUCUUUCUGUGGAGUUUGGUUUAAAGACUGGUUCAGCAAGUGGAGGUUUUGCUGUAUUUUUCACUUGGCUCAUCAGCCAGCAUCAGUGAAUAUUCAGUUUAGGGGGACAGUUUUAGGGAGUGAGACCUUUUUGGGAGCAGAGGAAAACUCUGCUGACGUUCAGUCCUGGCAGAAAUCAGUUACUUUGAGCUGUGAAGGCAGGAGUCGUUGUUACUCAGUGGCAGCUCUCGAGGUAUGCACUGUGAAGAAUGAGAAGGGAAAAGCAGAAAUUAUCCUUGUGAAAUAUUUGCUGAUUGUGCCCUACCCUUUGCGCCUGACUCUUCCUAGUUGUCCUGGUGCUAACACAGGAGCUACACCCUGAUCCUCUCCUGGCAUGAAAAUAAAACACUGUUUAUUUUGGUUGUUGUUCCAUUGCCCUCUUCCCACAUGUCCUCCUUCCCUUGGCUGCUGCCUCCUCUGGGUCACACUGCUUCUUAUCCUGAACACUUGACACCUUGAGGGUAGAAUCUAGUGUUUGGUUUUUACCUCCUAGAAUACGCUGUUUGGUAUGUGAGGGUUUCAGUACAAAUGCUGCUGUCUAUUUCUGUGCACUUAACAAUGGAACCCAAACAGAAGAGAAUAAAGCCUCGAUACCAAAAUUGGGAGAGAAAAUGCGUCCAUUUGGACCAAAGGGUUUUUUUUUGUUUUUGUUUUUGUUUUUCCAUCUUAAUAUGUACCAGUGGCACUUAACCAAAAAAUACAGUGAUAUAGCCAUGUACUGUGGUUGGGACAGAUACAGUCUCCUUGACCUAUAAUGAAACCACUAGGAUUUCCUUAUAUAUUUUACUUAAUUCGUUGGUGUAUGGAAGGUAAAUUACCCUUAGGCUUACCCUGUUUUAAAAUUAUGGUAGCCGUCUAACUACUACUUGUUCAUGCUUCUUCCUAGAAAAAAAAUUUUCAUUCGAAAAUAACUAGGAUCUGCAUUUAGAACAAGAACUGUUAUUUGUCCUGACCUUUUCUUCAGCCCUACUGAGAAGCAUCUGUGCUUUUAUACUUGCCAUGGAUGUAACCUAAAAAGUUUUGGCGUAACUAGGUCAGUCUAGCGGAACUUUUUUUCGUUUAAAUGGAGUUGAAUAAUGGAGAUUUUGUGUCCGGGAAAUUCCUGAGAUCAUUGAAAAAAUAACAAACUAUUCCUUGUCUUGAUAAUAAAAUUCUUCUAAGCAUUUUCUCAGUCAUUAAAAUUUACUGCCAGUUGUGAGUGGCUUUUUAAUUAACUUGACUUUCACUGCACUUCGAUUGGCAACGUUUGAGGAGACUGUAUCUGUCUACUUUGUGUGGCUGUUUUGAGGGGCUGUCCCAUCAGUGAACAUACUGCAUGGCCUUGGAGAGAGACUCUGGGCUCUCAGCUCAGAUGUAUUCAUCAAAUACUCCUUUCAGAGCUCUUGUGGGUGUAAGUGACAUGAUGUGGCCAAAAAUCCAAACUGUGCAGUUGCGUUGUGACAAACAUGCAAUGUGCUGUAAAAACUCGAUACAAUUUAAAUAAAAUCUCUAUAU